Labrus bergylta (ballan wrasse) is the source of this 7797-nucleotide messenger RNA. RefSeq names its product ST3 beta-galactoside alpha-2,3-sialyltransferase 2 (gene st3gal2). Gene Ontology annotation, biological process: sialylation. Gene Ontology annotation, molecular function: beta-galactoside (CMP) alpha-2,3-sialyltransferase activity. Gene Ontology annotation, cellular component: membrane. Lineage: Eukaryota; Metazoa; Chordata; Actinopteri; Labriformes; Labridae. The record is from RefSeq and is a predicted model, not a curated record.
GUACCCAUCACACUGACCGGGUCUUGGUGGUUGCUGCGUGGGGUUGGAGUAGGCAGAGGAGGAGGUGGUGGUGGUGGUGGUGGAGUAGGGACAGUGGCAGGCCUAGGUUUGGGGUCAUGGCCAUGGGGGGGCCGCAUCCCGUCCUCCACUUUGCAACGGGAGAGGCGCUGGGGCUGGGGGUCUUGGGGCGGAGGUCCAUUCAGGGGAGCUCCCCGACUCUCCGAGCUCAGGCCGUGGCUAAAUGGAGGCACGGUCGGAGCGGCAGGAAGUGGAGCUGGUAGUGGUGGUGGGGGAGGAGGAGGCGUGGAGGAGAAAGGAGGCAAGGUGAGAUGUUCCCGCAGAGUCUGGGUCCUCCUCGGCUCACUUGCCGUCGUCUUCCUCACCUCGCUCUUCUUCUCCGUCUCGCUCCGUGGAGGCGUCGGCUUCAACUACCUGGAACCGCCGGGCUGGGAGGAGUCGAGACGGGUGAAGCUGGUGCCGAGCUACGUGGGUGCACACAGGCAGUCGCCACCAGACACCCCGCAGCAGAGGACAUGUGCCUGCCCACGCUGCGUCGGAGACCCUGGUGUUUCUGAUUGGUUCGAUGAGAGCUACGACCCGGAUAUCUCACCUGUUUGGACCAGAGACAACAUCCAGCUGCCGUCUGAUGUCUACUACUGGUGGGUGAUGUUACAGCCCCAGUUCAAACCCCACAGUAUCCAGCAGGUGCUCCUGAGGUUGUUUCAGGUGAUUCCAGGAAGGUCCCCGUACGGCUCGUGGGACCCAGGACGCUGUCUGCGCUGCGCCGUGGUGGGAAACUCCGGAAACCUCCGAGGGGCGGGAUACGGGGCGACCAUCGACGGACACAACCACAUCAUGAGGAUAAACCUGGCCCCCACGGUGGGCUACGAAGAAGAUGCCGGCAGCCAGACGACUCACCACUUCAUGUAUCCAGAGAGCGCCAAGAACCUGGCGGCAAACGUCAGCUUCGUCCUGGUUCCCUUCAAAACACUGGAUCUAGUCUGGAUCACCAGCGCCCUGUCCACCGGACAGAUUCGAUUUACGUACGCUCCAGUAAAGCAGUUCCUCCGUGUAGAUAAAGACAAGGUUCAGAUCUUCAACCCAGCGUUCUUUAAAUACAUACACGACCGCUGGACCAGACAUCAUGGGCGCUACCCCUCCACUGGCAUGCUGGUGCUCUUCUUCGCCCUGCACGUUUGUGAUGAGGUGAACGUGUUUGGAUUCGGGGCGGACAGUCGAGGAAACUGGCACCACUACUGGGAGCAGAACCGCUACUCCGGAGAGUUCAGAAAGACCGGCGUUCACGAUGCAGACUAUGAAGCUCAGAUCAUCCAGCGGCUGGCCAAGGCCGGCAAAAUCACUGUGUUCCCCGGGAAAUAACCAGCACAUUAAUAUAAUAUCUAAUGUUUUCAACACCUGGUACAGCAGCAGAUACUGUAGAAGCUGCUUGCGAUGUGUUUGUAUUCUGGCUUUCUUAACUGUACCUGCACCAGUUUUGGGUUUCCCAGCUGAAGUUAACCAAAUGCUCUCAGAAGGCAGGACAAACUGUGCACAAAAUGGUACCAAAAAAUAUAAUCCCAUUCAUUUCCCCUCAUCUUCGGGAGGUAGCCAGAGGCGCUGAUUGGAGAACAUGGUGUACACUCACUCAACAAAAAACCAGGACCAAGGAGCAUGUAGAUGAAACAAACUCAUGUUAGAGUAGGUGUUGAGCCUUACAUUUACAAGGGGAACAAACAGACUCUUUUCUCAAGGUUUUCCUCUGUGAGAGUAUGUUUAAGGAUGAGAGAAGAGAUGGGACAGCUGGAGAAAUAGAAAACUAAACCAAUUCACAGAAAUACUGCACAGAGGAAGCCAGAGAGGGGAAAAUCUCACAUGCAAAUUCCCCUUGUCAGAAGAUCCCAAAGUUAUAAAACGGCCACAGAAAAGGAACACCAUAAAUGUAUCUAUUUCUCCUCUAAGCUGUGGAUGGAUGUCAGCACUGUACAGCAAACAGCAUGGACACUAUGGACACUAAUUGCAGUGCUAUCAGAUGCGUACUGUUGGCAUUUGAAGACUGAAGGGCUGAGUUCCCGUCUCCUACAGGACGCGGGGCCAUGACUCCUUUUAGAAAGAUUUCUUCCUAUCAAACAUUGCAUGAGGCAAAAACCCUCACGUUGACACGUUGCCCCUUUUCUCCGUCAUAACUCCACUUCAUGUGAGCUCUGCCUCAGAUGACAGUGUGACAGGGGCCUUGUCGGACUAUGACGGGAUGUGAAAUGGUUGCUUAUAAGACGGAAGGUGAUGCUGUGAGUUUAUAUCGUAUGACUUUCCUCUAAAUUCCCCCCUCCAGGUCAGUACCACAGCUAUGCAGGGCCUCGACUGUUUCUGCCAUUCUGACUCAGAAGGCCCACUGCAGCACUGGCCUGAGCCUCAGCUUGUGUAGAGCUUUGCUUCAGUCUUUAUUCACUCAUCCCGGCACGAGGAGAAGAAGUGUUCAUGGGGAGCGCAGGUUUGGCUGCAUCAGAUUCUAAUGAGGCCAAAAAGUCCAUCUCCUGGGAUUUCAUGUUUGGAAGGAGGCAUGCUGGUUUCUGGACUAGAGUUUAAUCCCCAUGUGGUCUGUCAGAGUCUAUUUUGGGAGAGGAGGACUGUAGAGCUCGAGCGUGAAGAACCAGUCUGACUAAAGGCAGCAUGAGAAAUGCAUUAAGUUUCUCCUGUGUUUUUAAUGAUGAAACAGAAAGACGUUGGUUCCUCAGCUUGCUAGAGUGAAAUACAAACUGAACUGGGUUAACCACUUUGGUUUGGGACUGAAGUUUAAAAAGAUCUCGCUCUUGCUUUUUUUUUUUUUUGCCCCGACUGAAACUCCAGCCUGACUCCCCGGAUCCCAGAGGAGUCAGAGACUGUCCGGAGCGUUUGGCUCCUGAUUAAAGCUCAGAUGAUUGGGUGAGAGUAAAUCCCAUUGGAUCUGGGAAUUCCUCUACCUGUCAGUAGAUCGGCUUCAUUAACCACUUGCCCUAGUCCCUGCUCAGCCAAUUAAAAAUUCAGCUCAGUCUUAAGGGGACGGAGCCACCAGACGCCUUAGACUCCACCUCUGGACCGCAUCAUCUGCACUGUUUGUUCUGAUUUUCUCACUGUUUGCAUAUCUCCCUUCAGACUGCAGUGUUAGUUUCAGGUACUGUUUGAGUUUACACUUACUCAUAUUGGAUCAUCUUUUCCACCCAGGUGCCACAGUCUUUGUUCUUAACAUGAUUUUCUAUCAUCACAUUUGACCCAUAUACACAUUUACAGCCUCCAUAUCAGUGAGGGAAGAGGUGCUAGGCUGUAAGAGAAGAAAUGUGUGCCACAGAGAGGAAGGAAAGUGUUUCUCAAGAUGCAGCUGUUGUCUUACAAAGACUGCUCAUGGUUCUUACGCAGGUCUUUCAAAAUAUUGUAAAAAAUGUAUACGAGACGUAUGUAGUUAUGUAUUGAUUUGAAAGGUAAUUGACGAGUAAUAAUGUCUCAGUAGAUACCUCAUGAUCAAAAACUCACCUUCCAAACUAACUUCAAAUUACCGUAGUAGUUAUGUCAGUUACAAUAAUGAAAGUCAAAAUACAAUUACUUCUUAAAACGUAAUUAUGAAUUUUAAACAUGUCUAAAUUAUAUUACAUAUUUCUCAACAGGGUGCCGGUUUAGCUCAGCAUGUGCCUGAUUUAUAGAAGGGUCCAACUUUGACCCUCCACACCUUUGCAGCAUGUCAUCCUCCAGUUUCUGUUCUAUCUAUUACAGCAAAAAUGACACAAAAAUAUUCCCAAAUAAGCAACAGUACAGAUUUAAAGGUGCCCUGAAGACUGUUUGACCACUAUUAGUGCUAUGGAGCACUUUUUUAUUUUUUAAUGCAUGUACCACUGCUAGGGUGAGUCAGCAUUUCCAGCAUGACGACCACCAUCAAUGGGACUCCAAAGCCCCCCCGCAGUAACAGAUGGGUGACAUCACUCAGGCCUGGUGCAUUAAUAUUUACAGUCUGUGGUGUAGUUUAAUAACAGUGGAUGAUAAUGAACGAUUGAAUGCUUGUCCUUCCAUGCCACUAAUUGUUUCCAGGUAUGGCUUAAAAAACAUUCACAACUUCAAGUGUAUUAGAAUUGGUCUAACCAAGUUUUUUCUGUCUAAGCCCCGCUUAGACAGCUUAGUCCCGCCCACUUUGAAUCACUAAUACGAGCACAGACGUAUGAGACAAAAUCCAUGAAGAACAUUUUCACAGAAGUUAACAAAACUUUUGUAUUUUUUACGUAAUAUCCCAACAGUAACAAGCAGGCACAGAAAACUAUGUUUUCAGGGUCUUUGAUGCUCCUUUAAAACUCAGAAACUAGUUCAAACUUAGAGUUGACUCAGAACUUCUCCAAGGUUGUUUUCCUCUCAGGAGUCUGUGUAUCGUUCCAGUGACUCAUUAUGAAAAACCAAUCUGCCGACUAAAACGUGGUGAAGAGAAGCUGCAUAGGAACCAUGAGUGCCAGCUGCUGGAAGUUUAAUGUGAAAAUAACAUAUGUUUAUGUGUGAGAAGAGAAACUCUGUGUGUCGUUCAAAGUGAAGGAUGUCACCACACAGCAUGUAAAAACCCAUUCUUGUUGAGAUGACACACAUGUGGAGGAGUCGGGGCGUCAUUCUGCCCCCCGCAGGCGAUGUGAAGAACUGUUCCUCCUGUAUUGAUUGAGUUAUUGUAUUUAAUUUGAACAAACUUUUGAGGAUUUCAUUUAACCACUCUGGGCUCUCAUGUGUUGCCACUGUUCUUUCUUUUUCUUUUUUUUGUUGCUUUCACUGUGUUUGUCCAUCUUUGCACAUAACUGACAUGAUAUGAUGAUGUAGUGCCCGAAUCUGGACAUACUGUUUGUGUUUCUCUCUCUCUCUUUUGUCAAACACUCAAACACACACACACACACAAACACACACACAUUCAUGCUUCUGUGCCUUGUCCUGCUGCUGCUGAACGCCUCCCACCUACAGCUGCUCCAUCGGCAACACACACACCUGCCACCUUGGCAUAUUUUUAGCCACUAACACACACACUCACACACACACGUCUUCUGGCUGAGAGCUGUGCCUUCUGAGCUGUACACACACACACACACACACAGAUACACACCUACACACACUGUCUGCCUUCUGCUCGGGGUGCAGACGCCUCCCGCUCUUCACUUCUUACUGCUUUGUACACUGAUGUUGUUUUUUUAAAGAUGGCUGCAGGCUACAGAGAGGCUGUUAACUCGUGAUGCAGAGUGACUUGCUGUGGACUCAUUAGGACAUUUGCUACUUUUCUGAGCAUAUCGUGUGUAGUUUGAAGACAUUUAUGCUUUUUUUCUAGAUCAUGUAUAGUGACAUGGCAGGAAAGAGGGUCAGCUGCCGGACUGAUGCUGAAAGUUACAGGUACCUGUCGUAUCUUUAUGCUUUAGUUUUAAAAUAAAAACAGCGUGACUGUAGUUUAACAGCGAUUGAUGAUGACAAAGUGUGUAGACAUAUCAGUGAACUGCUGUUAACAUGGUUCACUGUUUUUAUGGAGUGGUCAGCUAACGUGGUUCCUGUGUUUUUAAUGUUUGUUUCUUCUUCCUGCUUCAAAAUUAAUGUGUUUCAUUUUUGGAAUCAACUGGUAGGAAUAUAACACAGUCACAUCCUGUUCAUGCAGCCAAGCUGUGGGUUGAAAGAUUUGACAAAGAAUCCAGACCCUUAUUCUGUUCCAGCAUUUACUCUGUUAUAUCUCACAGCUGGAGACAGGAGCAGACAGGAGCAGGGUGACCCCUCCCCCCCUCUGCUGUGAGUUCCCCUAAAUUAGAGGGUUUUUUUUCCUCCUAUGGUGCUCGUCACAGAUUUGAGCGUGUUCUCUGGAGCUUUUCAGACAUAAAGUAGGUCUUUCCUCCUGUUGCUGACCCAGUACACGUCUUCUUUCUCAUCUGGAGACGAGUCUUUAAAUAAUUGGGAGCACACGUUUAUAGGUCACACUGUCUCUGUUUUUCUGCUGUGUAGGGAACUUUGAUAGUGAACAAAGAUCUGUGCUGGAAAUAACAGUAGUUAAAUGUGAAAACUUAAACUUGAAAUAUUUCACUUUUCAUUGGAUAUUAUGCAGAAUGAGUUUCGAAACCAAAACAGUCUAAAAGUACGGAAGCCCUAAGUGGACAUACAGCCAUACAUUUAAUUUAACUCCAGUGAUGAGCAAAUGUGUUUCCUUGAGAUUUCAAAUUUAUUAUCUUGUUAUCUGGAGAUUACAAUGCUGGCUUCCUUCUGAUAACAAGUUAAUUUCUCUUGAUAUUGAGAAAAACAGCUGGUUUAAAGUUGUUGUAAGAGGAAAAAGGAGAUAAAUAAAAUGUAUGAAUGCACGUCUCUACUGGGCGUCCAUAUGGAAACACACCUGUCCAGGCUAGAAAACGCUGAUGUUUCACUCUGAAGGCACAUUUUGGUUUUUACAUUCCCUUGUAUAUGUGAAGAGAUAGUUUGACAUCUUGGAAAUGUGUUAUUUAGCUGAGUUAGGGAGGAAGGUUUAUACAACCGGAGUAAACGUGUGGUCAUUAUCAGACAGUUAGGUGAUAGCUUAGCUUAACAGGGACAGAAAAUCAGCUAGCCAGUUAGAAGCAGCUACUGGUAAAUACACGGUGUGGCACAUAUCCCAAAAGUGAAAGUAAUUUUUUUAAUACUUCUGUGUGUGUGUAAAUUACACAAAUAAGAUAAACCAUAUUAACCAGUGAGUUAAGGAGUCCAUAAAAUGCUAUUAAACUCUCAAAAGCUAGCUGUUCGUAUUCUAAGCUAACAGUCUCACGGCUGUAGCUUAAAUUUUAGCGUACAGAUAUGAGAAAAGUAUAGUUCUUCAAAUUCAGAGAAAAACUAAUAUUUUAAAUAAUUAUCAGGGGAAAUUAAGUGGUUUUCUUUCCUUUCUUUUGUACUUUACAUUUUAGUACCUAUUUAUUAAAUAUCGGUCAGCACCAUUUUAAUGAACUGAAAUUAACAAAACAUUCGAAAUUUUGAUCUAUUCGUGGCCUGGUAGAGUUAAAAAAAAAAAAAAAAAAAAAAAAAGGAAAACCCAUGCAGCAUCUCCAGCUGUAAAAGAAGACACUGUGAAAGAGAGAAGGAAAAUCACAGCUCUUGUUGGUUUACAUUUACUUCAACACAGCUCCCUUCUCCUCAAACGGUUUCCUUCUUGUUGCUAUGGUUAAGGUGUCUGCAGCUCUGUCUUUGAGAGAAAAAAAAAAAGAGGUUUCUGUUGCAGGGAUGGAAAUGUAGAGACUGUUAAGAAAACAGCUUUGAGGAGCAAACGCGUCCUGAUCAAAACGCCACGGGUUCAGACAGGACGUUUCAGUAGUGACACCGCCUGGCGCCUGGUGAUGGGUUUCGCUGUGGUGUUUGAGGCUGAGAUGAGAACAGUUCACUGGUCUGCUGCUGAACAGAAACAACUCUGAAGCUGCAGUUAGUGAGCUGAAAAAGCACAUAUCAGACUGUCUCAGUGGAUUGUGAAGCUUAAACUCGUACCACUGUCUGCUAUUGUGCCAGAACUCUGCAAACAAAAUAUGAACCAACACAUAGGAUUAAAGACCACUUUAGUGAUCUAACAACAAACAUCCAGGUGGCUACUAUGAAACAUGAUGUAGGAAAUAAAGGAGUAGUUUGAGGGUUUCGUGUGUCUGUGUGUGGAUGGUUUCCUGCUGUCUGGAUCUGUUGUCAUCUAGUCACAAGUAGCGCCGCCUUUUGCACAAGGUGGUACACCUGUAUUUACUCCAUUGAAACAUCUGUACGAUAUGUGAUCAGCUCUUUGUAUCUUAUGAUCCUGUAUGAAUAAAAGCGUCAUUAAACAGGAGUCUAAUGUGA